Zophobas morio is the source of this 3871-nucleotide messenger RNA. Its product is annotated as pre-mRNA-splicing factor ATP-dependent RNA helicase PRP16. The transcript has 11 exons. The record is from RefSeq and is a predicted model, not a curated record. Gene Ontology annotation, cellular component: spliceosomal complex; intracellular anatomical structure. Gene Ontology annotation, molecular function: RNA binding; ATP binding; 3'-5' RNA helicase activity. Gene Ontology annotation, biological process: mRNA splicing, via spliceosome. Lineage: Eukaryota; Metazoa; Arthropoda; Insecta; Coleoptera; Tenebrionidae. The coding region runs from base 82 to 3672 and encodes 1196 amino acids.
UUAAAGUGAGGUUAUGUGAGUAUAGGUUAUAUUUGCACCAUUGUUGUUUUCGUUGUGAAAACCCAAACCAUUCGCAAAAAAAUGGACCCCGAAGAAAACGUCCACCGCCUCGAAGGCAUCAACGACCAAAAAGGCGGCUUAAUAGUGAACAAAAAGCCCCCGACCUUCAAGGUCCCGCAGCCUUCCCUCUUAGGCUUGGAUCGACUCGCCGCGGCCAAACGCAAAGAAAAGGAAGAAGCAGCUCGCAAAAUGUCGUUCUCGAUGGACGACGACGACCACUCCGACGAAGGCGGCAGCAGCACCAGAGAAACCCACUCUUCAGACGGCCGGAAAUUCAGAGCCCCCCACACCGAAACCCCAACUUACACCGGCGGAAUUUCCGAGGAGGCGCGAGAACGGUUGGUGGAGAGACUCAACGCAAAUAAAUACAGAGAGAAGGGGGUUUAUGCGACCACUAAGGAUAAACACAGGAGUAGAGACCCGAGGGACAGGGAGCGAGAUAGGUAUAGGGAUUCUAGAGACAGAGACCGCGACUAUAAAAGAGAUAAGCCGCAUGAAGCGAGUUCGCAUCGGCCGAAGACGCCGCGGUUUAAAGAUGAGCCGAAGACGCCGAAUUUGGGGCACAAGGAUGAUAUUUCGAAGAGUUCGUGGGAUGAUGAUGAUGAGGCGCCGUCGAAAAGGUCGUCGUGGGACUUUCCCACGCCGUCGACUUAUAAAGGUGGGGGCGGGGGUGACUGGUCUGAGAGGAGCACUAAAUCGAAGAAAUAUGAGGAGUCGAAGAGGAGUAAUCGGGAGAGGGAAAGCAAGAGGCGGAAGUAUGAAGAUGAGAGUGCUAGGUUUACACCAGCAUAUAAAUAUAAUUCGUGGGCGAAAGAUAGGAGGAGAAGUGGGGCCACCCCUCUGCCGGGUAGGGAGGGUAUUAAAUGGGAGAAUACAGUCGAUAGAGAGUUAUGGGAAGAGGAACAAAAGAGGAUUGAUAGGGAAUGGUACAACAUGGAUGAGGGUUACGACGAUGGAAACAACCCAUUUUCGAGCGUGAGUGAGGAAUAUACAAAAAAGAAGGAAGAGCAAUUGGAGCAGAGAAAAAAGAAACGUUUAUCAGCGCAACAAAGACAAAUUAAUAAAGAUAAUGAGUUGUGGGAAAGAAACAGAAUGUUAACUUCAGGUGCUGUACAUUCCAUUGAUUUUAGUGAAGAUUAUGACGAAGAAUCUAUUGAUAGGGUACAUUUGUUGGUACACAAUAUUGUACCACCAUUUUUAGAUGGUAGAAUAGUUUUUACCAAACAACCAGAACCAGUAAUUCCUGUUAGAGAUCCUACUUCAGACAUGGCUAUUGUUUCGAGGAAAGGGUCACACUUAGUCAGGGUUUACCGUGAACAAAAAGAAAGAAAAAAGGCGCAGAAAAAACACUGGGAGCUCAGUGGUACCAAAAUUGGUAAUAUUAUGGGAAUAAAGAAAAAAGAAGAUGAAGAGGACAAACGAUUUAACAAAGACGAUGACACCGCUGAUUACAAAACUGACCAGAAAUUCGCAGAACACAUGAAAGCAACUGAAGCCAGUAGCGAUUUUGCCAAAAAGAAAACGAUUUUGGAGCAAAGACGCUAUUUACCGGUAUUUGCAGUGAGGCAAGAACUGUUGAAUGUUAUCAGAGAAAAUUCCGUCGUGAUUAUUGUGGGUGAAACCGGCAGCGGCAAAACCACCCAACUCACCCAAUAUUUACACGAAGAUGGCUACAGCAAGUACGGAAUGAUUGGUUGUACGCAACCGAGAAGAGUGGCUGCAAUGUCGGUGGCGAAACGCGUUAGUGACGAAAUGGGCACACAGUUGGGCGAUGAAGUGGGUUAUGCCAUCCGUUUCGAAGAUUGCACUUCUGAGAACACCGUCAUCAAGUAUAUGACGGACGGUAUCCUCCUCAGGGAGAGCCUCCGGGAGCCGGACUUGGACCACUACAGCGCCAUUAUUAUGGACGAAGCCCACGAGAGGUCGCUGAGUACGGAUGUCCUCUUCGGGCUGCUGAGAGAGAUCGUCGCCAGACGACACGACCUAAAACUAAUCGUCACCUCCGCCACCAUGGACUCCAGCAAAUUCUCCAUGUUCUUCGGCAACGUCCCCACCUUCACCAUCCCCGGACGCACCUUCCCCGUCGAAAUCCUCUUCAGCAAGAACCCGGUCGAGGACUACGUCGACGCCGCCGUCAAGCAAGCCCUGCAAAUCCACCUCCAGCCGCCCUCCGGCGACGUCCUCAUCUUCAUGCCGGGCCAAGAAGACAUCGAGGUGACCUGCGAGGUUUUGGCCGAACGGCUGUCCGAGAUCGAGAACGCCCCCGAGCUGUCGAUUCUUCCGAUUUAUUCGCAGUUGCCGUCGGACUUGCAAGCUAAGAUUUUCCAGAGGUCGCCCGAAGGGAUAAGGAAGUGCGUGGUGGCGACGAACAUAGCCGAAACGUCGUUGACGGUGGAUGGGAUUAUAUUUGUUAUUGAUUCCGGGUAUUGCAAGUUGAAGGUGUAUAAUCCGAGGAUUGGUAUGGAUGCUCUACAGAUUUAUCCUAUAAGUCAAGCCAACGCAAACCAACGAUCGGGCAGAGCUGGACGUACAGGUCCAGGACAGGCUUUUAGAUUGUAUACUGAAAGACAGUAUAAAGAAGAAUUGUUAGUCACUACAGUUCCCGAAAUUCAGAGGACCAACUUGGCAAAUACCGUACUCCUUCUCAAAUCUUUGGGUGUACAAGAUUUGUUACAGUUUCAUUUCAUGGAUCCACCCCCUCAGGAUAAUAUCUUGAAUUCACUGUAUCAACUAUGGAUUUUGGGGGCACUGGACCACACUGGAGUCCUAACCAAAUUAGGCCGUCAAAUGGCCGAAUUUCCUUUGGACCCGCCUCAAUGUCAAAUGUUAAUUGUGUCAAGCCAAAUGGGCUGCACUGCCGAAAUUUUGAUUAUAGUGUCGAUGUUGUCAGUACCUUCUAUUUUCUACCGUCCAAAAGGUCGCGAAGAAGAAGCCGACGGUGUUAGAGAAAAGUUUCAAGUACCUGAAAGCGACCACUUAACAUAUUUAAAUGUAUAUAAUCAGUGGAAACAAAACAAAUAUUCGUCACAUUGGUGCAACGAACAUUUCAUACACAUCAAAGCGAUGAGGAAGGUGCGAGAAGUCAGACAACAGUUGAAAGACAUUCUCGUACAGCAGAAACUGGAAAUAAAGUCGUGUGGAACUGACUGGGAUAUAGUGCGAAAGUGCAUUUGUUCAGCCUAUUUCCACCAAGCCGCCCGACUCAAAGGCAUCGGCGAAUACGUCAACUGCCGUACCGGCAUGCCGUGUCACCUCCACCCCACUUCGGCUCUCUUCGGCCUCGGAAGCACACCCGACUACGUGGUCUACCACGAACUGGUAAUGACAGCCCGCGAGUACAUGCAGUGUGUCACCUCCGUGGACGGCCACUGGUUGGCCGAACUAGGUCCCAUGUUCUUCUCUCUGAAAGAAACGGGCAAAAGCGGACGGGCCAAGAAGAAGCAAGCGGCAGAACAUCUCCAGGAAAUGGAGAACCAGAUGCAGAUGGCUCAGGAGGAGAUGAGGGCUCGGAAAGAGGCGGCCGAGAAGAGAGAAGCUGCCAUGAAUAAAGGACAGGAGAUCGUGUCGGCAGGGGCAACGCCUCGGCGAACUCCGGCCCGGUUCGGGUUGUAGAUAGCAUUCGUGUUAAAAACUUUUGGUUAUCUUAAAUAUAAUGUAUUGUUGUAAUUAGUUUACAAAAUUUCUUCCUGUAUGGUAAUAUAUGCGUCUUCUGUAGGUACUUUUUCAUGCUGUUUGUGAAAAUAUUUUCAUUUUUCGAUUGAUACAUUUUUGGUAAUAGUUUUCCCUUGAAAUAUAUUAAUUUUUUACUGUG